UUUCUUUCCAAUAGUUUUAAGUCAGGUACAUUUUUCACCCACGUGACAAUCCCCCCACUUCCACCUCCGACCGUUUUUUUUUAAUUCGUCAAUUCCGCGUUUAAAACGCGUCGAGUUUGGCUUGAGGCCUACAUUUUCCCUCCCCGAGUUACGAAACCGUAAAUUGCGCCUAUUUAAACACUAAAUGCCGAGAACUUGGUAAGAUAUUUGUUUUUACCAUCCAUUUUUUUACAUAUAACUCGCUACCAGUCAUUAUAUGGCCAAAAUAUGGCGUGAAUGUAUGGUUUUAAUUGAGAAGCGACACAAAAGAGCCUAGGAGCCGGUCGUCCUCUUGACGCGUUUCUACUCUUGGGCGCCGUCAGCUGCUGUACUCGGAGUCAUGUUUAUGUUUACCUCGCUGCUCUCUCCUCCGACUCCGAGUCACCUGCUCACUCACAGCCGGCCUCAGUGGAGACUGUCGCCGCCGGCCAGCCAGCGUCGCGGGGGGCGGGAGUCUGCCUGUGGCGAUUAGCACGGCUGGUCUGCGUCAGCACGGCGCACACUGACUCAGUCGCGGCUUAUCGAGCAUCCUCAGGCGGGCAGACAUGAGCGGGAGGCUGGGGGACCUCAGCCCCAAACAGGCGGACGCUCUCCACCAGUUCCGGGAGAGGAUUCAGGACGUUCUUUGUCAACUUCCUGCCCAGCACGACCACUUCCUGCUGCGAUGGCUGCGAGCCAGAAACUUCAGCGUGCAGAAGUCCGAGGCCAUGCUGCGAAAGCACUUGGAGUUCAGGAAACAAAUGAAAGUGGACACCAUCAUCAGCGACUGGCGCCCCCCUGAGGUGAUCGAGAAGUAUCUCUCCGGAGGAAUGUGCGGCUACGACCGCGAGGGCAGCCCCAUCUGGUACGACGUCAUCGGGCCCGUGGACCCCAAAGGCCUCUUCCUGUCCGCCUCCAAGCAGGACUUCAUCAGGUCCAAGAUCCGAGACUGCGAGAUGCUGCACGGGGAGUGCGCGGUCCAGUCGGAGAAGCUGGGGAAGAACGUGGAGUCCAUCACCAUGAUCUACGACGUGGAGGGCCUGGGCUUGAAGCACUUGUGGAAACCUGCUAUUGAAACAUAUGGAGAGAUCCUGCAGAUGUUUGAGGACAACUACCCAGAAGGCCUCAAGAAGUUGUUUGUCAUCAAAGCACCCAAACUCUUCCCAGUUGCCUUCAACCUGGUCAAACACUUCCUGAGUGAGAACACGCGACACAAGAUCUACAUCCUGGGUGGUGACUGGCAGGAGGUGCUGCUGAGGCACAUCCACGAGGACCAGCUGCCCGCCAUUUACGGCGGCAAAAUGACGGAUCCCGACGGAGACCCGCGCUGUCGGACCAGGAUACACCACGUGGGCCCGGUGCCCCCCUCCUACUACGUCCGCGAUCACGUCUCCGUGGACUACGAUCGCUGUUUGACCGUCAGCCGGGGGUCCACGCAACAGCUGGACUACGAGAUCCUCUUCCCGGGAUGUGUCCUCAGGUGGCAGUUCUCCAGCGAGGGCGCAGACAUCGGGUUCGGUGUGUUCCUGAAGGGGCAGAAGGGCGAGUGGAAGAAGGCGUCCCAGAUGGAGGAAGUGUUGGCCAGCCAGCGCUACAACGCCCACCUGGUGCCAGAAGACGGCUCGCUGACCUGCGAGCGGGCGGGCGUGUAUGUGCUGCGCUUCGACAACACCUACAGCAUCUUCCAGGCCAAGAGGAUCAGUUUCAGCGUGGAGGUCCUGCUGCCGGACCGCCUGAAGGCCCAACUGGACCACGGGGGGGCCCCGAGUCCCAAGUGAACUGCCAGCAUUAAAAGUGCAAACAUCUCAAUGUGUUGUUGACAGGAGGACACGCCCACUCAGGUGACCAAGUGGAGGUAACUGUUGUGAUGAGUGUGAUGUCACAGCUGGCCAAGUGUGCUAGAAGAAGGAACCAAUUAAAAUGUCGUGUCAAA
Messenger RNA from Nerophis ophidion (straightnose pipefish), 1951 nucleotides. Its product is annotated as SEC14-like protein 2. The transcript is spliced from 12 exons. NCBI's taxonomy places the organism in Eukaryota, Metazoa, Chordata, Actinopteri, Syngnathiformes, Syngnathidae. Gene Ontology annotation, cellular component: cytoplasm. The record is from RefSeq and is a predicted model, not a curated record. Bases 585 to 1796 code for a protein of 403 amino acids.